GAGAAUGAGAAAGGGAGAGAGGGGUGACAGGGAAGAUGGUAAGGUCUACUCUUUGAGAAACUGUGACACCCCUGAGGACAGAACGAUCUCAGUGUGUGUCUCAGAGUCCCCACAAAGGGCCCCCUAUAGGGGAAGUGGAGGGGGAAGGGAUUGGAUUUGUGAUGCCCCCCAAAGGGCCCAUAAGGAGGUGAAGAGGCAGGGGAGGGGAGGAGGACGAGGUGGGAGGAGCGAGAGGGGAGGAGGAAGGAGUGGGAGGGAAGGAGGAAGGGUCGGGAGGGAGACUGACAGGGAGGAAGACACCGGACAGAUAGUAUCUGAGAUUAAGGUAUGUAUGAGCAGUAGCAGCAGCUCAGAGACACAGGACUGCAGAGAGGCUGCUAUCAGGCCCAGACCACCAAGACCAAGGCCCAGGCCUAGAUCCGGGCCCAGUUCCAGCACCCCACAACCUCACCAGACACAAUCCCACACCCAGACCCGCCCAAAACAGGCCUACCAGACCCAGACCUACCUGACAGAGUGCCAUACUGGACCGACAAAAGCCCACCCAGCACAGAACCACCACCUAGAGGCUCAGAGCGACGCCCGAACGCAGCACAGCCAGGCCCAGCAGACACACACCCAGCCUCCCCAGAUCUGCCCAAAACAGGCCCAUCCGGCAAAGACUCACACCCACCCGACACAGGCCCAGACCCAGGCCCGACAGGUCCUGCCGACACAGGCCCAAAACCACAAGAGACAAGCACCCACCCAUCCGACACAGGCCCAGACACUGCAGCACCACAGAGAAGGUUCCACCAGGCCCACCUUUGACUGCCCUCCCACUCACCAGACCCAGAUCCAGCAGACUCAGCAUCGCAGAGAGAGUCUCAGCACUGAGCCUACACACAGCCAGGAGAGCCAGGCCCAGACCCAGCAGUCAGAGGCCCAGACCCAAGCCUGGCAAAUUCAGGAUCGGAGAGGGAGUCCCAUCACUUCUGACCCCCCUCCCGCCCACCAGACCCAGGCCCAGAACCAUCCUCAGCAGCAAGAGGCCUGGCAGACCAUGCAACACCAUAGAGAGAGCCUUACCAGCCCCAGGCCCGACUCUGACUCCCCACCCAGUAAAGCCCAAAAUGACCAGUUUCAGUCCCAGCAGCACUACAGAGAUAGUCUCCCCAGGUCCCGGCCCACUUCUGCCUCCCCUCCCAGCCACAAGACCCUAAUACAGGACCACACUCCCCACACCCGACAGACACCGCAUCAUCGCAGAGAGAGUACCACCAGUCCCAGGCCCCCCUCUGACUCCCCUCCCCUCCAGGAGAGCCACCAGGCCCACAUCCAGGCCCACUCUUUUCAGACCGAGAGCCAGGGCAGACAGACCCAGCAGCAUUGCAGAGAGAACACCACCAGCCCCAGCCCAAGGCCUACUUCUAACUCCACUCCUAGCCUGGAGAGCCAUCCAAGGGCUGUCAAUGUAUCACCAGCUUCACAUCAGAACACCGAGCCACAGAGGGAGUCCCCAGAGGAGAGACAGACAAGGACACAGACACAGAUGCCUCACGAUGUCCCAGAGCAGCAGCCUGGCAGGCCCCAGUGCCCAGAGCCCCGGGCCCUACAGAAGGACAGCAACAACACACCUCAGCCUGAACCAACACAGAACAACGCCUCGUUCCCCAGCUUCGUGGAUGUCCCAGGUCCGUGUGAGCCGGAGGACCUGAUCGAUGGGAUCAUCUUUGCUGCUAACUACCUUGGUUCCACACAGCUGCUGUCUGACAAGAACCCAUCUAAAGGAACACGCAUGGCCCAGGCGCAGGAGGCUGUCAGCCAGGUCAAGAGCCAAGAUGAAGACUCUCAGAUGGUGACAGAAGUUGACCUCUUCAUCUCCACCAAAGCAGUCAAAGUGCUGAAUGCUGACACACAGGAGACGCUGAUGGACAGUGCGCUGCGUUCCAUAUCCUACAUCGCAGACAUCGGGAGCAUCGUGGUUCUGAUGGCUCGUACCCGUAUGGCAGGAACAUCCUCACAGGACUGUAGUGAAGCUGAUCUCUCCUCCUCAGAGGGACAGAGACACUACAGAAUGAUCUGCUAUGUCUUUGAGUCAGAAGACGCCCAGCUCAUUGCCCAGUCCAUCGGACAGGCAUUCAGCGUUGCCUACAGGGAGUUCCUCCGAGCCAAUGGGAUCAAUCCUAAGGACCUGAGUCAGAAGCAAUACAGUGACAUCAUCAAUUCCCAGGAAAUGUACAAUGACGACCUGGUCCAUUUCUCAAACUCUGACAACUGUAAAGAGCUGGAGUUGGAGAAGCAGAAGGGUGAGAGCCUAGGUGUGGUGAUAGUGGAGUCUGGCUGGGGCUCCAUCCUGCCUACGGUGAUCCUAGCUAACAUGUUGAACAGCGGCCCAGCUGCCCGCUCUGGGAAGCUCAACGUGGGAGACCAGAUCAUGUCCAUCAACAACACCAGCCUGGUAGGGCUACCACUAGCUACCUGCCAGGGUAUCAUCAAGGGUCUGAAGAGCCAGGUUCAGGUGAAGCUGAGCAUCGUGAGUUGUCCUCCUGUCACCACUGUCCUCAUCAAGAGACCCGACCUCAAGUUCCAGCUGGGCUUCAGUGUUCAGAACGGCAUCAUCUGCAGUCUGAUGCGCGGCGGUAUCGCAGAGCGAGGAGGGGUGCGAGUCGGCCACAGGAUCAUUGAGAUCAAUGGGCAGAGUGUGGUUGCCAUGCCGCAUGAGAAGAUAGUCCAGACCCUGUCUGUAUCAGUGGGAGAGAUCAACAUGAAGACCAUGCCUGCAGUGAUGUUCAGACUGUUAACAGGACAGGAGACUCCUGUUUACAUCUAGUCUCUCCAUGCCUGCUCCCUCAAUGGCACCCUUUUUCCUGUGUAGUGCACUACUUCUAACCAUGGCCCAUAUGGCUGUAGGUUCACUAUGUGAGGAAUAGGGUGGCAUUUGGUACUCGUACUCUCUCACUGCUUCUGCAUGUCUAGGAGAAAGAUGGUGGACAGACAGGAUGGGUGACAGGCAGAGGAGGCUGGUAUUCCAGCCAUUCCAAUGAGCCUGUCCUCCGGUUUAUAGUGACACCAGCCUCCACUGGUGACAGGGUGGUGGUACAUUAGCAACAUUUAUUUUUUUAUAUAUCAUUUUAUUUUGGGGGGUAAUAUGUUACUAUGCUGAAAAUUUCAACAACAACAAAAAUUCAACUUCAGGCUUAGUUGGAGUAGCCUGGAUAACACAUUGUUUGGCGAUGACGCGUAGUACAAUGUUAGCUAAACAGACUGGUACCAGGCUAUAAUUGAACAGCUACACGGUCAUAAUGGUUUGAUGUGUACAGUGUGUGUGUGUGUGAAUACGUGUGAAUACUGUUAAAAUAACUGUAAAUGCAAGGUAAAUUAUUAUGUUCUUAUGACUAGAUUGCAAACGCGCCACAUUUUAUUUCCAAUUUAAUAACAUGCCAGAUUAAACAAUGUAGUGACAUAAAUGUGUUGAUACGGUAACUGAACUUAUUGUAGGGAAGGGGUUGGUCUGUCGUUAUUCUUCAAUAGCAGGGAUAUUUAAGCUACAUCCCGUGUAUACCUAUACAGCAUAAGACAAAGCUAUUCUUCAAUAGCAGGGGUAUUUAAGCUACGUCCCGUGUAUACCUAAACAGCAUAGGACAAGGCUAUUCUUCAAUAGCAGGGGUAUUUAAGCUAUGUCCCGUGCAUACCUAAACAGCAUAGGACAAGGCUAUUCUUCAAUAGCAGGGGUAUUUAAGCUAUGUCCCAUGUAUACCUAAACAGCAUAGGACAAGGCUAUUCUUCAAUAGCAGGGGUAUUUAAGCUACGUCCUGUGCAUACCUAAACAGCAUAGGACAAGGCUAUUCUUCAAUAGCAGGGGUAUUUAAGCUAUGUCCCGUGUAUACCUAAACAGCAUAAGACAAGGCUAUUCUUCAAUAGCAGGGCUAUUGUUGCCUGGUCUGUCAUUGGAGCCUGCCGUGCCAAUGCAUAACUACUACCUUAGGAGUUGGUAAGACAACAACACAGACCGAUCUGGGGACCAGGCUAGGGGAGGGGGGGGUAUUGAGCAACAGAAAACAGUUCCAAUGUCUAGUUUUGAUUUACAUUUGGUUGAGUUUGUCAAAUAAUGUGAAUUCAACGUGAAAUCAACAACGACAACAACAACAACAACAUUUCACCAUGUCAUUGGAUUUAUCUUACAUUUUUUGGGGGAGGGGUUGAAGUGUCGUGGAAACAUCGAUUCAACACGUGUUUUUUUUGUCCGGUGGGUAUUCCCCUAGAUAGUGCACUAGUUUUGACCAUGCGAGGCCCAUAGGGCUCUAAUCAAAAGUAGUGCACUAUGUAGGGAAUAGGGUACCCUUUGGAAUUACAAACCAGUGUCUGGAAGCUGUCCUUUUCUCUCUAUACUGCCUUGGAUGUAACAAAGGUUUCAAUAUAACAUUAUGGCAAUGCUGAAAGCCAAAGAUAAUACUGCGACAUGUAUUCUUUAAAAAAAAAAAUGAACGAGUGCACUAUUAAGGAUAUAGGGGGGGAGGGGCAUUUUGGAAUGCAGAGCAGGUAUAAUGAGAAUGUAUAAACUUGUUUAGUUGAUGUAUUGUGAGAAGCUAAGAAUAUACUGUGAUUAAUGAAAUGUUAAUGACAAUGCUUAAUAUUGCUUUCCAAAUACGUUACAAAAAAAUUACAAAUAAAAGGGAUUUAUGACAUGCAAUGAUGAAAAUAAAGUAAGUACAUGAAAGUCAAGUGGUUCAUGAGGUUGAGGACAACGGCUAAGUGCCAGAUGGCACCCUAUUCCCAUAGGGCUCUGGUCUAAAGUAGUGCACUAUAUAGGGAAUAGGGCUCUGGUUUUUAGUAGUGCCCUGUGUAGGGAAUAGGGCUCUGGUCUAAAGUAGUGCACUAUAUAGGGAAUAGGGCUCUGGUCUAAAGUAGUGCCCUGUGUAGGGAAUAGGGCUCUGGUCUAAAGUAGUGCACUAUAUAGGGAAUAGGGCUCUGGUCUAAAGUAGUGCCCUAAAUAGGGAAUAGGGCUCUGGUCUAAAGUAGUGCACUAUAUAGGGAAUAGGGCCCUGGUCUAAAGUAGUGCACUAUAUAUAGGGAAUAGGGCUCUGGUCUAAAGUAGUGCCCUAUAUAUAGGGAAUAGGGCUCUGGUCUAAAGUAGUGCCCUAUGUAGGGAAUAGGGCUCUGGUCUAAAGUAGUGCACUAUAUAGGGAAUAGGGCUCUGGUCUAAAGUAGUGCCCUAUAUAGGGAAUAGGGCUCUGGUCUAAAGUAGUGCCCUCUAUAGGGAAUAGGGCUCUGGUCUAAAGUAGUGCCCUAUGUAGGGAAUAUGGUUCUGUAGGGCUUUGGUCUAAAGUAGUGCACUAUAUAGGGAACAGGGCUCUGGUCAAAAGUAGUAACCUAUAUAGGGAAUAGGGUUCUGUAGGGCUCUGGUCUAAAGUAGUGCCCUAUAUAGGGAAUAGGGCUCUGGUCUGAAGUAGUGCACUAUAUAGGGAAUAGGGCUCUGGUCUAAAGUAGUGCACUAAAUAGGGAAUAGGGCUCUGUAGGGCUCUGGUCUAAAGUAGUGCCCUAUAUAGGGAAUAGGGUGCCAUUUGGGACACAGACGACUUGUUCGUUCACUACACAAUGCUAUGUUCAUUACACAAGAAGCAGAUCAUCAAUGACUUGAAUACCUGACUCAACGAUGUCCAUUAAAAGUAUGUGAA
Molecule: messenger RNA, 5657 nt
Organism: Oncorhynchus nerka (sockeye salmon)
Lineage: Eukaryota; Metazoa; Chordata; Actinopteri; Salmoniformes; Salmonidae
Product: amyloid-beta A4 precursor protein-binding family A member 2-like
Exons: 10
Coding region: 5-2812 (935 amino acids)
Biological process (GO): chemical synaptic transmission
Cellular component (GO): cytoplasm; dendritic spine; plasma membrane
Molecular function (GO): amyloid-beta binding; protein binding
Source: RefSeq, a predicted model, not a curated record